Messenger RNA from Elephantulus edwardii (Cape elephant shrew), 884 nucleotides. It is a transcript of the gene TMEM38B, whose product is annotated as transmembrane protein 38B. Lineage: Eukaryota; Metazoa; Chordata; Mammalia; Macroscelidea; Macroscelididae. Gene Ontology annotation, biological process: potassium ion transmembrane transport. The record is from RefSeq and is a predicted model, not a curated record. The transcript is spliced from 6 exons. The coding region runs from base 15 to 884 and encodes 289 amino acids. Gene Ontology annotation, cellular component: membrane. Gene Ontology annotation, molecular function: potassium channel activity; identical protein binding.
GGUCCGUCGUCGUCAUGGACUCUCCUUGGGAUGAGCUCACUCUGGCCUUCUCCCGCACGUCCAUGUUCCCCUUCUUUGACAUCGCUCACUAUCUGGUGUCCCUUAUGGCUCUGAAGCGUCAGCCGGGGGCAGUUUCAGUGGCUUGGAGGAAUCCUCUUUCAAGCUGGUGUACUGCUAUGCUCCAUUGCUUUGGUGGUGGAAUUUUAUCCUGUAUACUUCUUGCAGAACCUCCAUUGAGGUUUCUUGAAAACAACACUAAUAUAUUACUGGCAUCUUCAAUCUGGUAUAUUGUAUUUUUCUGCCCAUGUGACCUAGUUUGCCAAGCCUAUGCUUACCUACCUGUUCAAGUCUUGGCUGCAGGAAUGAAGGAAGUGACCAGAACUUGGAAAAUAGUAGGUGGAGUCACACAUGCUAAUAGCUAUUACAGAAAUGGCUGGAUAGUCAUGAUAGCUAUUGGAUGGGCCCGAGGUGCAGGUGGUAACAUAAUCACAAAUUUUGAGCAGUUGGUUAAAGGAACUUGGAAGCCAGAAGGUGAUGAAUGGCUGAAGAUGUCUUACCCUACCAAAGUAACCCUCCUGGGGUCAAUUAUGUUCACAUUUCAGCAGGCCAAUCUUCUUGGAAUAUCACAGCAUAAUCUGAUGUUCUGCUAUACUGUCUUCCUUGUGACUACAAAGAUAACCAUGAUGCUCACAGAGACGUCUCUUCUGCCUUUUGGUUCCUUCGAGGAUGCAUUGGGUCGCAUGCUGUUUGGCUUUCCUCAGCAGUUUUCAUUAGGUGGAAAGAAAAGUGAAACGAAAUCCAAUGGUACUGGCUCAACCACCUCAACAAAGCCUGCAGCUGAUGCUUCAGAUAGUCUUAAUAGGCACAGUAAGAAGACUGAGUAA